AUGAAGCCUGCAAAAAACGACGCGCAAGUUUUCGCCUCUGCUCUCACAUGUGACGACCAUCCGCAUGAGGACGAGUCGAUGCUCUCGUCAGCGAAUGCGCUACGCGCCGUAUUGCACGUCGUCGAAGAUCUCGUCCCCCGGACGAUAACGCUAUUCUGCCUCGACCCGAACCCUGUGCCCAGCGCGACCCAGUCAGUGCCGCCUCAGCGCGCGCGUGCCUCCAAGCAGCCAUCCUCGCCCAAAGGCAAACGCAGGAGCGCAGCCUCGGAAGAGCAAGACACCAACACUGUCGUGUUCGCGCCCACCCUCACCCCCGGCACCUUCUUCGACCCGCCUGCACCAGAAGACCGCACCGCACCCGCAGAGUCCCUCCUCUUCCCAGACCUCGACCGCGAAGAGAGCCCGGCCCCGACGCGUUCCGGCCGCGGGGGACACGCGAAAAAGAAGCCCGAGGACCACGUCCCGCGCCCACCCAACUCCUUCAUCCUCUUCCGCUCCGCCUUCAUCUGGAACCAGCACGUCUCCGCGACCGUUGAGACCAACCACAGCACCCUCUCGGCCAUCAUUGGGUGUACAUGGAAAGGCCUUCCGAAGAACAAGAAGGCGUUCUGGCACCGCAAGGCGAAGGAGGCCCUCGAGGAGCACGAGCGCAAGUUCCCCGGCUACACCUUCCGCCCGCUGCACAACAAGGGCAAACGGCUACAAGGGCACAUCGCAGAGUUUGACCGCAAUCACAUACCGGAAAUUGUCACCAGCUUCGAGGCCCCCAUCACAACGGGCAGCUUCAGGCUGUCCUCCUCUGCCUCACUUCCCGAGAAUGCCAGCUCACCUUCCUUAUCCGACGAGGCCUCCGAGAAGAAGACGCACACGACCAGCAGCUAG
Messenger RNA from Phanerochaete carnosa HHB-10118-sp, 882 nucleotides. RefSeq lists its product as uncharacterized. Bases 1 to 882 code for a protein of 293 amino acids. The transcript is spliced from 4 exons. The record is from RefSeq and is a predicted model, not a curated record. Gene Ontology annotation, biological process: regulation of transcription by RNA polymerase II. Gene Ontology annotation, molecular function: DNA-binding transcription factor activity, RNA polymerase II-specific; RNA polymerase II cis-regulatory region sequence-specific DNA binding. NCBI's taxonomy places the organism in Eukaryota, Fungi, Basidiomycota, Agaricomycetes, Polyporales, Phanerochaetaceae. Gene Ontology annotation, cellular component: nucleus.